UCAUCCAUUACAUUGAAAACAGAGCAAUCAAAACCCACACUCUCUCCUCUUUCCCUUGUCCAAACAACCAAAACUCAGAAGAAAGAUGUCUUGCUGCGGAGGAAACUGUGGGUGCGGCUCAAGCUGCAAGUGCGGCAAUGGCUGCAACGGCUGCAGCAUGUACCCCGAUCUCAUCGAGACCGCCACCACCUCCACCCAGACCAUCAUCGCCGGCGUCGCCCCGGUCAACAUGGGAUUUGAGGGCUCGGAGAUGAACUUCGGUGCCGAGAACGGCUGCAAGUGCGGAUCGAACUGCACCUGCGACAACUGCGGCUGCAAAUGAACAAAAACCCUACAACACCCUCGCUCGGUGCCAUGUACGAAUCAGGGACUCUUGGUUCGUGAUCAUGGUUAUGUAGUAAUAAGAAAGUUGUUGUUGUUGUUGUUGUUGAUGUUUGUGUAAAUAAAGAACAGCCACGGCAGGGGUUUGAUUCCGUAGAAGACACAAAAGAGUAGGGGAGGAAAUCCUUUCAUGCGAAGAAGGGUUUUCUUCCUUUUUCUUGUUUCGUCUCCGUCCUUAAUUGCUGCUGCUGUGGCUGGGUUUCCUGUAUUUGCUGCUAUGUAUGUGUCGUUUAACUUGAAAGCUUUGUUGGGUUUCGCCGGGCGGUUAUCAAAAAUACAAGUGCGAUAUGCUUUCUUAAAUUUGAGCUCUUGCUCUGUUUCGGACAUGACUGCAGACAGAGCGCAGUCAUCAGAUACCUACUCUACUCUUACUUACUAUUGCCGUAACGUAAUGGAUUCAUUAUUAAUUAGAGCAGGUAAAUAAGUAAAUUAGGAUAAGAUCGUUGACUUAAACACCCCCCCAAAAUGCUCUCUGGUGGUCCACUUGACUAUUACCCAUUGUCGAUUGACAUCUGAUUCCAACGAUAGAAGACUUUCCUUGUGAUCCCACCAAAGCGAAGCUGCUGUCUGUGGGGUGGACCAAAAGCGUUUAGCAAGUCGUGCAAAAACUGCGAUCCUCUAAAGUGGUUUUAUUGAUUGGGAAAUAUCUGUUAGUUGGAUGCAGCAGUACCUUGUUUUCUUCAGGUUCUGGAAAUCAAGAUCUAGCUGCCAUUUUUAUUUUUAUUUUUCAUAGGCCGAACCAAUAGUUGAGGUGAUUGCUGCAUCAGCAUCAGCCAACGAUCACUAUUCACUAUCGGUCUAUCACUGUUUUGAAAUUCAGCUUAACAAUAGACCAUUUGUUCCUAACUAACGGGAAUCUAGCUAAGUAACGUGACUAGUUCUUACAGAAAAAUCCCAAAUACAACCGUUUGUAUAAAAAUUCCUAAAUGAUGUUUUCACCGUAUACCGAGGUUAGUCCGACAGUAUGAGGAGCAGGUUAGGGAGUGGUUGGCAUUUGUGCAGCCGGCUCAGGCUUCGGUUCAGCAGCGACGGAUUUUGGCAAGGGCUCGGGGCCCGGUUCAGUCGCUGCCGGCGCUGUCUUACUCCUGUCAUGUGGACGGUGCGGUCUCAUUAGGAUCCCACGGUGCGGGGGGCUUGGUUGUCCGGGAUGACAUGGGUCGAGUGUGUCUGGUUAAGGGGUUUUAUUAUGCAGAUAUUGUGGAUCCUUUUCUGGUAGACCUCGUGGCAUAUCGGGACGCGAUUCAGUGGUGCUCUUUGAAGGGUCUUACUGAAGUGUGGUUUUAUGGGGACGUCAAGGUUGUUAUUGAAAAGAUUCAACGGCGAGAUGCAAGAGACUUGAAGGGAGGGCGGAUUCUGGAGGAGAUUGAGGGAUUGCGACGUCAGUAUCAUAACUUUGGUGUUUCUUUUGUUGACAGGAAUGACAAUCGGGUGGCUCAUGAUAUGGCCAGAAAGACCCUUUCUUUGUUACCUGUAGUUAUCGAGAGUUUUGAUUUUGAUCGUUGGUUACUUUUGGAUUGUAAAUAAUGUUAUCUUUUGAUUUUGGUAAUACCAGUUGUCUAUUGAUAAAAAAUACAUGUUUUCACCAUAUCGUUUGCAUCACAAGCGAUCUACAUGAAUCAUCGCUGGAGCCUGGAGAGAAAGGCGAUCAUGAGUAAAUCACUUUACUUUGAAGCAAUGAUACUUAAAUCGCUUCCAAAGGAAGGCGAUGAAAGUGCUAACCGCUUACAAAGACAACUAUUUACAAUAUCAUCGCUGGUGAGAUAAGCGAUCAACUAAAUCGCUUCCACAAAGAGCAAUCAAUAUUAAAUCGAUGUCCUCGACAAUGAUUUUAUUUCAACAAGAGGUUAGGGUUGGUGUUGUCAGUUCAUCGUUUUUGUUACAAGCCAUCACCUUAAAUCGCUAUUGUCAUGCGCAAUCAAUAUUAGGCACGAGG
Messenger RNA from Linum trigynum, 2314 nucleotides. The record is from the annotation of a GenBank genome assembly. NCBI's taxonomy places the organism in Eukaryota, Viridiplantae, Streptophyta, Magnoliopsida, Malpighiales, Linaceae.